AUUGUUUCUAAUUUCUCGUUCAUACGCGAAUUUCGUGAUCUAUCUGCUCCACAAUCUUUUCCAUCACCGUCAUUCGUGGUCCAAUUUAACGUGCAAGGUGUCGGAUUACGACACAACUUUGAUCAAAACUUUCAGUGCAAAUACGUUUAAUUGUAACUUUCAUCAAAUUCGAGUGCACUGGAAGCUUCAUCCAAUAUAAUAUUUAAUAUAAUUUUGGUGGCGUGCAUCUGAAUCUGAAAAUUAUACAUGUGAACAUAGAAGGAAUCUAGAAUUCGUUACACAAAUUACUGUAACUAAGAUUAAUAUAUCGAAUUGUGAUUAAAAACACCAACCAAACGGUCGAAAACCAGUUUCGAAGUCAACAACAACGCUGGAAGGUGUCUCGUGACACCCGAUUCAACUGAACGAGGAAAAGAAGGGGGAUGGAAAUUGCGGAACUAAAAUAAUCUGUAUUGUGGCUUUUGUUUGGAAAAUUGCUUCCUGUUUGCUACCGGGGUUUCUGUGCCAUCGUUAUUAGGAUAGGCAAGAGUCCUUAUAUUCGCCUGCUCAGAGUGUUCUCUAUUCACACUUUUAGAUGUCCAACCGCGAUAGUUUGAGUUGAGGUCAACCCAAACCUGAGGGAAUUGUGUGACAAAAUCGUCCUACACAGCGUCAAGAGCCGGCAUUCAUAAAUGGCCCCAUGGCAUCGUGCAGCCGAGCGCACGUUAUCAAGGCGGCGUUGGUGCUUGGAUUUCUGCUGAUUUUACUUAAUUUGCUCGCGUCAUGGUUUGACUCCACACCAAUAGGAUUGCCUCGAAUGGACACAACCCAGUGGCCAAAACGCACAAGAACCAGUUCCGAGCGACUUGUUCAGUCAAAGCACCAAAAACCAAACAAUCACAGCACCAAUGGAACCCACAACAAAACUAAUGAUCACAGAAAUAUAUUACCCACAAUCAGUCGAAACGGACAGCAAUCGGAAACAACAAACUUAAGCACAAAUUUGAAUCUCAACGAAUCGAAAUCUCAACCACAAUUCAACGAAUCUUCUCUAACGGAUGAAACGAGCUUAACUCCCAAAGCAAUGCUAUUGAGUACAGGAUCUAAUUUACCGUCUAUAGCAGUGUCGUACAACGGUAUCAAUUCCACUAGUGUAGACAGUAACAAUUCGAAUCUCGAAAGAAAUAAUAAAAGCAAUAGCAUGUUUGAUGUUAAUAUUUCGACAACUCACCAGCUGAAUGAAACCAAUAUGCACAUAGACAGUGAUACUGGUAUCAUCCAUGGUUUAGUGCGAAAAAGGGGACAACAUAGCUGUCCCCCAAUACCGCCAAAUUUAGAUGGACCAAUCGAAGUGGAUGUUUCGUAUGAAAGCACAACAUUGGUGGAGCAAAAAUUUGCUCCAAAACUACAACCUGGUGGUCAGUACACUCCACGCGAAUGUAGCGCCAGGGAUCGAGUGGCAAUUAUCGUCCCCUACAGGGAUCGGGAACAACAUCUGCCAGUAUUUCUGAAGAAUAUCCACCCGUUUCUGAUGAAACAACAGCUGGAGUACGGAAUAUACAUCGUGGAACAAUCCACCGGAUCAUCCUUCAAUCGAGCCUCCUUGAUGAACAUCGGUUUUGUGGAAGCUAUGAAACAGAAAAACUGGGACUGUAUGGUAUUUCACGACGUAGACCUGCUGCCGCUGGAUGAUCGAAAUCUUUACACUUGUCCGGAUCAACCGCGACACAUGUCCGUGGCGGUCGAUACGUUCGGUUUCAAACUUCCCUAUAGCACUAUAUUCGGUGGCGUGUCGGCAAUGACCGUGAAGCAGUUCCGUACAGUGAAUGGAUUUUCCAACUUAUUCUGGGGUUGGGGUGGCGAGGACGAUGAUAUGUCCAAUAGACUGAAACACGUUGGCUUUCACAUUGCACGCUACCCAAUCAAUAUAGCACGCUAUACCAUGCUGAGCCACAAGAAGGAAAAGGCCAACCCGAAAAGGUACGAGAAGCUUUCCACUGGAGCGAAACGUUACGACAGUGAUGGAUUGAACUCCCUACACUACCGCCUAGUCAACUUAAUCCGCAAGCCACUGUUUACAUGGGUCCACGUCGAACUAUCACCAGAUAGCAGCUGAUGACAAUCGUUCUUACCGAACUGGUUCGGGUGAAAUGUAUCGAAUACGACCGAUGCGUUGUACGUGGUUCGAGAUCAUAUAAAGGACGUACUGAAAUAGGUAGGUGCUACCUCGGAGCCGUGAAGGACAUUACCGUGUUAAAAUAUUUAAAAAAUUCAGCAUUUUAGUCUCCAGCAAAGCUACUAAUGGCAAUCUUUCGUGCUCUCGUCAGUUGAUUUCUUUCGUAUUAAGCUAAAGUUACCUUUUGUUAUCGAAAAUUUAUACAUGUAAAUGCUACGAAUAUCGUGAUACUUAAUUUGUGCGAAUGAAAUGGUUAAAAAAAGCGUUACCAGAUAGAUUUUUUCCAAGAGUUCUACUUCCGGUGGUAACUUUUCAGACUUUAUACAAGCAAAGCAGAGUUCUGUAAAACUAGAAAGUUGAAACUCAAUAACAUUUUUAAAUCGUAUGUUCAGGACAGAUAAAAGUUUAAGCAAACAUUUUAUGUUUUAAAUAUGGGGAACUCCGUUUCCGUCCUACUGAAUAAAUUUCGGAGGCGAUCGUAGUGCGGUUUAGAAACCAACAGCGUAGAAUUGCGCACUAGUCUCUUGAAUACAGAAGCUACUCGUUUGAUUUGAAUAACGAUUUUAUGACAGUAGUAUGCAAACAGCGAACAACACAAAAAUAUCUCAAAAAAUAAUCAAAUUCCAUAAGACCGUAAUCAAAUAAUUUAAUCUCAACUCAAAUUUAAGUAACUUUAAAGUAUUAAACAAACAUACAAAACUACAGAGCUGCUGCAAAGAAAAACUCAAAGUUUAACUUAAACAAAACGUGAUUGAUAUUUUCCAUAGCAUAUAGAAUAUUUAUUAUUGAUUCCAAGUCUCAAGUUUAAAAGGUGAUCCUAGAUCAGUUGACGCACACUCUCAUUAGGGUAUGAAAAUAAUAAUAAUAAUAAAAGUAGUUUUAGAUGGGUUUUACUCUGUAGUUGAAAAUUUCAAACCUUGAGUUUGCCUUCAUUUAUGGCGUUUUCGUUUUUAAUUUGCACUACACCGGUGCAGUGCUACACUGAGGCAUGCAUAAACGAACAAAACUGACGAAAACAUAAACAGUAACCAUUGACUACAAUAAACGAUUCCAUUGCACAGAGCUACACCAAACUUUUGAUGAGUGCUACACCAGUGGUAUCGGUGCAGAAAAAGUGUAGCACUGGUGUAGUGCAAUUGGCAAAAACGAACGGUUUCAGUGCAGCUUUCGCUACACCGGUGUAGUGCAAUUUAAAAACGAAAACGACAUUAGUUAGUUGGACCCAAGCUAGCAAAUACUGGUUACACUGAAAUGUACUAUUUUUUUUGUAUCAAUCAAAUUCCCUUCGAUAAACUCACCAAACCUUGACCGUGACAACCAUCAAAAUCAAGUUAGCACUGGAGUGUAUAUAUUAGCAUUAAAAAAAUAAAAGUAACAUCUCCGGUUCAGCGACGUUUUUCAUGCGUCAUAUAUCAACGGAUAUUAGCUUCAGUAACUAAGAAACAUACAGAAUAUGCCGCCUUAUUUUACUAGAUUUCAUUUGUCGUUUAUUUCAACUUAUUGCAUAUUUUAGCGCCGCUUUCUACUGAGUAACCUCUUCCGGAUGAUUUAAUUUAUCAGAAUGGCGAAAAACUAAAAUACUAAUGAAAAAGUGCCAUAUCAAGUAAGGGAAAUUGAUAAUAAGCAAAAAAGAUCAUUUGCAAUUCCAAAAUACCGUAAACAUUAUUUCUACUAGAUAAGCAAAGUUUGAUCUGAACCACUCGUCUCGGAUGAGGGCAAGCGAAAAUCUCGGUAAAAUUUGAUUUCUUGUAGCAUAGAGAAGAGACUUUAACAUUUGUAAUGAUCAUUCAAGGAAACGAAUUCAAUAAAAAUCAGUUUUGUAAUCGAG
Molecule: messenger RNA, 3983 nt
Organism: Malaya genurostris
Lineage: Eukaryota; Metazoa; Arthropoda; Insecta; Diptera; Culicidae
Product: beta-1,4-N-acetylgalactosaminyltransferase bre-4
Exons: 7
Coding region: 680-2095 (471 amino acids)
Biological process (GO): glycosphingolipid biosynthetic process; carbohydrate metabolic process
Molecular function (GO): N-acetyl-beta-glucosaminyl-derivative 4-beta-N-acetylgalactosaminyltransferase activity
Source: RefSeq, a predicted model, not a curated record